This is a messenger RNA of Sphenostylis stenocarpa, 2520 nucleotides long. Lineage: Eukaryota; Viridiplantae; Streptophyta; Magnoliopsida; Fabales; Fabaceae. The record is from the annotation of a GenBank genome assembly.
AUGGAAGCUGAGGAUGGAACUAGCAAUGGUGAUAACGGUGAACGGGCUGGGUUGGAUAGGAGGUCAGAUUCUCGAGAUGGAGAUGAUGGGGGGAGAAUUCAAGGUGGAAAUGAGGUCGCGGGAGGUGAAGAAAGUCAAGGCUUGAAGGAUGAAACUAUAAAUAAUGGGGUUGUGAUUGAAGUUAAAGAUGUUCAGGGUUUGAAUAAAGCUGUAGAUAAUAGGGUGGCAAUUAAAGGUGGGAAUGGUGUUGCUGAAGGUGAAGAAGUUCGGGGCUUGAAGCAGGAAGCUGUAAAUAAUUGGGUGACACAUGAAGGAGGAAAUGGUGUUGCUAAAAGGAAAGAAGUUUGGGGUUUGAAGAAUGCAACUGUAAAUAAUGGAAUGGUACUUGAGGGUGGAAAUGGUGUUGCUAAAGGUGAAGUUUGGGCCUUGAAGAAUGAUGUCAUGAAUAGCAGGGUUGUAAUUGCUGAUGGGAACGGUGUUUCUGAAUACGUUUUGGGCUCAAAGAAUGAAGUUAUAAAUAGUGGGGUGGCAAUUGCUGAUGCGAAUGGUGUUGCUUACAGUGGAGAAGGUCUGGGCUCAAAGAAUGAAGCUGUAAAUAAUGAGGUGGUAAUUGCAGAUGGGAGUGGUGUUACUAAAGGUGAAGAGGACCGCUUGAAGAAUGGAACUGUAGAUAAUGUAGUGGCAAUUGCAGAUGGAUUUGGUGUUGUUGAAGGGAACUCUGGUGCCAUUGAAUGUUUUCGAACUUAUAAGAGGCGAAAGCAUGCAAAAUCUACUUCAGAGUUUAAAGUCCAGGAGAACAGCAGGAAACAUAUGGAAGCUGCUGUGAAAAAACCAUGUGAUUUAGCUGUAGGCAAGACUUCAAAGGAUUAUUCACCUGACCAUUGGGGGAAUGUUGUACUAAAGCAUUUAUAUCAUUCAUUAGGCAAUGAUAAUGGUGGUAUGGAGUGGUGUAUUAGGGAAGCACUUAUGGUUCGUCCUAAAAUUAGUUGUGCCUCUACAAUGAUGGUUGGUCCUGCGGAAACUUUUAAAAUUGACAAUAAUGGUCAAGAACACUCUUCAGAAUUAGAGUGUUUGCUUUAUAGAUUACAGAGUGAAGCUAAUGGGCACAAAAAUGCUGUGCAUAAUGGAUUUUCUAGCGAGGCAGAUAGCCAUGGUGCAACUGAAAGGUGUCAGCAUGUGUUCCGCGAUAUCUUAGCCUCUGAGAAGUUCAGUUCAUUAUGUAAAAUACUGCUUGAAAAUUUCCAAGAAAUGAAACCCGAAACUGUAUUUGACUUUAGUGUGAUAAACUCAAGGAUGAAAGAGCAAGCUUAUGAACAUUCAUCUACACUUUUCUUAUCAGAUCUUCAGCAGGGAAAUGGAUGUGGCAAUAUAAGGUUUGCAAAAGAGAAAAAAAAAAGCAAAUGGUUAUGUGGAGUGGGGAGGGUGAUACAGGAAUCAUGCAGUGGAGCCAUAGCUGAGAGAGAGAAAAUUGGUAAACGUAGGGAGGUUUGGCAAAAGCUUCAAAAUACUGGCCAUCAGAUUGUUGCUGUAGCCAGGAGCCUCUCGAACAUGUCAAAAGCUUCUUUCUAUGAACAGUUGGGAAUUUCAGCGCACAGAUCAUUUGAAGAGGAAAAGCUAGUGGAAUCAAUCUCUCACAUGAAACCAGAGCAGACAGUAGAAUGUGUUACAUUUAAAGUUGGCACUUGCAAGCAUUGUGAAGACAAAGCAGAAGGGGCAGACUGUUUGGUUUGUGAUUCAUGUGAAGAGAUGUAUCAUCUGUCCUGUAUUGAGCCUGCUGUGAAAGAAAUACCCCGCAAAAGCUGGUUCUGUUCCAAUUGUACUGCUGGGGGAAUUGGAUGUCAACAUGAGAACUGUGUGGUGUGUGAACGUUUGAAUGUCCCAAAGGCACUGGACCACAUUGUUGGCCAGGAAAGUAUCCCUACAAUGGAUGAAAAACUGAAUGAGUUGAAGGAGAAUUCAAAUUGUACUUGUGAUGGGAUUCAGGUUUCCUCAGGUGGAUACACAUCUGACUGCAAAAUUUGUAAAAUGGUGGUGCGUCAUGGAAAAAUAAAAAUCUGUGGUCACUCAUUUUGCCCCAGUAAAUACUACCAUGUAAGGUGUCUGUCAAGUAAGCAGCUAAAGUCAUAUGGUCACUGUUGGUAUUGCCCUUCUUGUAUAUGCCAAGUCUGCCUCACUGACCAAGAUGAUGAUAAGAUUGUACUCUGUGAUGGCUGUGAUAAUGCAUACCAUAUCUACUGUAUGAAACCUCCUCUAAAUUCUAUCCCGAAAGGGAAAUGGUUCUGCAUAAAAUGUGAUGCAGGGAUACAAGCAAUACGCCAGGCAAGAAAGACUUAUGAGAGCAAAAAAGGGAAAAUUGGUCAGAAUGAUUCAAAGCCAAAUGAAGAUAUUGACAAGAAAUGGAACAAGAAGCGAGGACGGGAAUCCGACAAAGUUGGAGGAAUGGACAUGCUUAUAACUGCAGCAAAUACUCUGAAUUCUGAGGACAUUAAGCAAUCCAGGUUGAGUCAGAGAGAACAUUGA